Phaethon lepturus (White-tailed tropicbird) is the source of this 1782-nucleotide messenger RNA. RefSeq names its product G protein-coupled receptor kinase 7 (gene GRK7). The record is from RefSeq and is a predicted model, not a curated record. Gene Ontology annotation, biological process: protein phosphorylation; regulation of signal transduction; signal transduction. The transcript is spliced from 4 exons. Gene Ontology annotation, molecular function: rhodopsin kinase activity; ATP binding. Bases 127 to 1782 code for a protein of 551 amino acids. Lineage: Eukaryota; Metazoa; Chordata; Aves; Phaethontiformes; Phaethontidae. Gene Ontology annotation, cellular component: cytoplasm.
CUGGUGUUUUUCAGAAGCCCACACACACCACUAGCAGGGAGAAGUGCAGGGCAGCUACAGCACAGCACUUGGGCCAGUUACUCAUUUUGUCUCAACCAGGCUCUGCCAUCCCAAGAGCUUGCCAAGAUGUGUGACAUGGGGGGGCUUGACAACCUGAUUGCCAACACAGCCUAUCUGCAGGCAAGGAAGAGUGGAGAUGGAGACACCAAGGAGAUACAAAAGAGACGUAGGAGCCUCUCACUGCCCAAGAUUGAUCAAUGCGGAGAGGUUAGACUGUCCAUUGUUGCUGAUUAUGACAGCAUCUGUGAGCAGCAGCCCAUUGGCAAGAAAUUCUUCAGAGACUUCUUAGAGACAAUGCCAGAGUAUUUGGUAGUUAGGGACUUCCUGGAUGAGGUGUCCAAGUGGGAGUUGGCAGAGGACAAUGUCAAGAGCAGUACCAUGGAGAAUAUGAUCACCAAUUUUCUUAAGGCAGGCUCCAAAAACUAUCUGGCUUUCCUGAGCUCUGACUUGGCCAGCAAAUGCCAGGCAGCUACUGCAAAAGACUAUGAGAAUGUCGUGCAGCUGGCCAAGGAGGAAACCAAACUUUUCCUUAAAGGCAAGCCCUUCCAGGACUUCCAGACCAGCCCGUUCUAUGACAAGUUCCUCCAAUGGAAAGUUUUCGAGAAGCAGCCAGUAACUGAGAAAUACUUCUAUGAGUUUCGAGUGCUGGGCAAAGGUGGCUUUGGAGAGGUUUGUGCCAUCCAGGUGAAAAAUACUGGUAAGAUGUAUGCCUGCAAGAAACUGGAUAAGAAAAGGUUGAAAAAGAAAGGUGGAGAGAAGAUGGCUCUACUGGAGAAAGAGAUCUUGGAGAAGGUCAACAGCCCUUUCAUAGUCACACUAGCUUAUGCCUAUGAGAGCAAAAGCCAUCUGUGUCUUGUCAUGAGCCUCAUGAAUGGAGGGGAUCUGAAGUAUCACAUCUACAAUGUGGGAGAAAGGGGUUUGGAAAUUAACAGGGUCAUCUAUUACUCAGCUCAGAUCACCUGUGGGAUUCUGCAUCUCCAUUCCAUCAAGAUUGUGUACCGGGACAUGAAACCAGAAAAUGUCCUCCUGGAUGAUCACGGUAAUUGCAGACUGUCUGAUCUUGGUUUGGCAGUGCGAGUCAAAGAGGGAAAAGGCAUCACUCAGAGGGCUGGGACAAAUGGUUAUAUGGCUCCGGAAAUCCUGAAGGAAGAAGAUUACAGCUAUCCUGUGGACUGGUUUGCUAUGGGGUGUAGUAUUUAUGAAAUGGUUGCUGGCCGAACACCAUUCAAGGAUUUCAAAGAAAAGGUCGGUAAGGAUGAGGUUAAAAGAAGAACUGUGGAAGAUGAGGUGAAAUUUGAACAUGACAACUUUACAGAGGAAGCGAAAGAUAUUUGCCGACUGUUUUUGGCUAAGAAAACAGAGAAUCGUUUAGGAAGCAGAAAUGAAAAUGAUGACCCAAGAAAACAUAGUUUCUUCAAAACAAUAAAUUUCCACAGGCUAGAGGCAAACCUUAUCGACCCUCCGUUUGUGCCAGAUCCAUCAGUUGUCUAUGCCAAAGAUGUUGCAGACAUUGCUGACUUCUCUGAAAUACGAGGAAUUGAGUUUGAUGACAAAGAUAAGAAGUUCUUCAAAAAGUUUGCGACGGGUGCUGUCCCUAUAGCCUGGCAGGAAGAAAUUAUUGAAACGGGACUGUUUGAAGAACUGAAUGAUCCUAACAGAGUAGAUGCUGGGGGAUACACAAAUGGAGGUGAAGCUAAGUCAGGAGUUUGUUUGUUGUUGUAA